GUGUGAGAGGUACCAUAAGUGGCCAGUGAGGUCGGAUCGGGUCCGUCUAGUCUUGUCUCUAGUGGCUAAAGAUGCUUGCCGAAGAGCAGAUAAAGCAUCUGGCAUGCUUAGGUAUCAAAGUUAACGUCAGGGAUUGGACAGCUCGCAGCAGAGGUUAUUUGCAACCUCUGGGAGGAAAUGACAUUAUUUUAGAGACGUUUACAGUAUUUCAGCACUGGGCGGAAGCAUAUUCUUUAUUGAGAGAUGAGCCUACAAAGUCAUUGCAGGUAACAUAGAAGAGAAAUGCCUAAUAGUGCUUCUCUUUCUCUUACUGGAUAAAAAUAACUUCAAAGCUGAUUUGCAGCGACCAUGAAUCAUCAGUGAAGACAUACGGCAUUUUCUGGAAUAUUGAGUGUUCUCAUAAUGAAGAUCUCUCUUCUGCAGCAGAUGUAUAAGGACAUACUGGUAGGCAUUCCGCUAGCAAAGGAAAGCCAUCAUUAUAUCUCUUUACUUAAUCUGUGUGUUGAGCAGUCACCAGGAAGAGAUGAAUCAUGUAAUCGGAUGCAUCUGCCAUCUACUAAUGGUGGUAUGAGGAGCCAUCAGGACGCUGAUAUGUCGAAUUUGGUUGUCCCUACAACAGAUGAUACAUCAAAUAGCUUUGCAAACGUGAACUCCUCAUUCUGUCCACGAGAAGUAAUGCUUCUUCAGUUAACCUUGAUCAAGAUGAUGGUUGCUAAAGCAGAGUCCCAGGAAAUUGAAUUCAGUACAAGACAGAAGUACUGUGAGAUCUUUGCCCUUCUUCUGAAGGAGGCAAAAAUUGACUCAAAAUUGAUUUGUCUGCUUGGUAGUUAUGAUCAGCUGUUAUCUCACAUGGCUUCAAAAAGUUUAGCAUCUCUUGUGUAUUUCCAGCUGAAGGAAGAGAACGCAUUAAAUGUCACCUGGCUCACCUUUAGUUUGAAGACUCUUUCAGGAUUCCCUGUGAAUACCCAGGUAGCAGAAUGUCUGUGGACUCUUACAACUAUUAUCAAGGACAUGCUGAAAGAUGAAGUUUUAACCAAAGCAGGUAUUUUGAAGAAGUUGUUGGCUCCUCUUGAUGCUGUGCUUGAAGGAUUUUAUAAUUCCAUUCUGUUCCAUCAUUUUGACAGUCACCACUACACUUCACCUUAUUCUGAAGCUGCAAACAAUUUGAUCAGUUUUAUAGAUCUGCUUGAAGCACUUUUGGCUUCCAGAAUUGAAUUAGAACUACCGCUCAGAUGCCAGAGAGUAUUGUUUUUGAAAGUUUCUUACAUCCUGACACUCAUUAGCUCAUCAAUUCACUAUUUAAUCAAGAAGAAGUUAAUUAUGCUCCUUAAAAAAUGUGUCCUUUACAAGUCUAGAGAAGAUGCUAAAAGUGGAUCACUGUUCUUACAAAACCCAUCUUUAUAUGAGGAUAUGCUUGCCCUGAGUAAUGCUGUUCUGCAGGUUGUGAAUUUGGCUUGGCUUAAUCAGAUCCCACUCAGUGAAAAGGCCAGCUACUUUGGAGGCAGUGAGACUGUUCCUGGAGAUGGUACUCAAGGUGGUAGUGACCAAACUGUUCUCAGAGCCUUAAGUCUGGUUGUGCUUAAAGCACUGGAAUUCAAGUUUCAGAACUCUGCUACAGAAGCUGAAAUCAAAGGAGACUUUCAGAGUUCCAUGUCCCAGCUGUUGUUAUUCUGGAGGAGUCAUCUGAAGGCUUCCCUACAGUUUCACCCAGUUGUACAUCACUGUGAAUGGGUCUCCUUGAUUUUCAUAGAGCAAGAUGAUGAUAUGUGGGAAGCUGCUAAAGCUUUAUUACUCAUCUAUUUAAAAUUUGAUAGGUUACGGCAUGAUGCUGCUGAUAACUUAAGCCAAAAAGAAGAGGAAACCUGGAACUUCCUUACACAUGCAAGUGCAUAUAAUCCUCACUGUAUCUUUUUAUUUUUUCUAGAAAAAAUCGCAUUUGAUUCCACAGUACUUCUAGAUUUUCUGAUUUCAUCAGAAACUUGCUUUCUGGAGUACUUGGUAAGGUACUUAAAGCUUCUGAGCAAAGACUGGCAUCAGUUUGUAGAUGUCUGUAACGGUUUUGAUACCAAGGAUGGCACUUUUCAAUCAAUUUCUUCUGUCAAGCAAGAAAAACAAAGCUGUAUGACUGUUGAGAGUUUGCAAAAUGCUUGUUGUGAACCAGAACCACAGACUCUUGUAGCUUUGGCUGCUUCUCACAGCUACUUAGUGUUUACAACAGAGCAAGGUGAUAAUGAAGUUGUUGAGUCUAACCAGUCUAACUCAUUGAUAUGCACUGAUAGUACAUCUCUGCUGGGUUCUCUUCAAAGCCUUGUUAAUUAUGACAGCUCAGAAGACUCCGAAUUAGAAUCAGAUGGAAAAGAGUGCUUGGUAGACACAAAGCAGGUGCCUUUAAAUAAUGAGGGUAAGGUGAUGAUAAGGGAAACUGUUUGCAGCUACACAGAUGAUAAACAGAAUACGCUCAAGUGUGAAGUGUUGCCUCUGAAACAAAAGGGAUCUAAUACCUUACCCUGUUUGACUUGUACAGCGUCUCUGGAUAACGUCAUUCCCCUAAGGACAAUGCUUUACACAUCAACAAAAUGUCUGGAAGAACUGCAAAAAGCUAUUUCUAGGUUGCAGAGAAGAAAUCUUUUCCCAUAUAAUCCAUCUGCAUUGUUGAAGCUACUGAGCCACGUUGAGAAGAUCAGUAAGAACGUGAAUCCACAAUAAUCCAAAGAAGUGUUCUGGUGAUUUUUUUUUUUUUUUUGUUAACUAGUCCACUAGGGAAUGUUUCCAUAAGAUUAAUGACUUCUAAAGCUCAUGCCUCUUGCACCUGUCAGCUUAUUUAACUUGCAACAGGAUAAACGUGUUUUUGGUUGACACCUUAAAAAUCUGCAAUUGAAUUCAGUGAUAUGAACCAUUACCUUAGGGUCCUAAGCUUAUUCAUGGUAUGUAUGUCAGUGUAUGGUAUAUAAGGAUUAAUUGUUAGGUAUUCAAAAUUUGAUAAUAAAUGACUAAUGUGAAAGCAUAUCAACAAUAUAUAAUACUUAAAGUAUUGUCAAUUAUACUUAAUGUCACUCUAUAUAUGAAGUCAUUGCCAGAUUGGUAGUGAUUUAUGGAGAGCAGUGCAGCGUUAAUGCAAUGCUUGACUGCUCAGAGGUUGAGCUAAAUAAAAUAUUUUAGUUGGGGACAGUUUUGGUGUUUAUACUCUGUGUUCUGCCAUCGGUGCUUUGCUCUAAGUGGAUAUUCAGAUGUGCUGCCACAAUCACAAUAAUCCGUGCCACGCUUUUCUUUGCUGAAGUGCUUAAUUGACGUCUAGGAUGUACUUUUUUUAGCUUUUACUGUUUACCUGAUUUAAUCAGCAGUAUUAACAUUUCACUGAAAAUUGAAUUUAGUUUUUCGCAGUAUUUUAUGGUAUAUUCUUUCAAUUAAAGGGAAAGGUAUAUAUGAGACUGAUGCGUAUAUUGCUUAUUUAUAGAAGAUUUUAGUGGAGCGUUAUAUCUAAAAUCAAGCUUAGGUAAUGCAGAAGUGAAAUUUCAACAGAAUUCCUUGCAUCCAUUAUGUAUUUUAUAAAUACUUAAUAAAUUUGUUAAAUCAGAAACAGAUAAGUAGAAAUAAGUGUCUGCAGUGCAGUGAGAUGGAUAGUGAAUUCUUACUAGAGAAAGUUAUUUCAGAACAGGAUCCAAACCAGUGUGUGCAUUUAGCAGGAAGCCACCUAAUGUUGGUACACUUAACGUGCAGCUUGUAAUGAUCUUACAAGUGUUAGGCAAUGGGAAAGUACUGACGACGGGGACUACUGUAGAAAUCUCAGACCUCAUCAGAACUGUAAGAAGCAGUUUUCCUGUUAGGAUCAUCUCUUGAAGGUAAGUGCUCUAUUCUGAUUGAGAGCCAAGUAAGUUCUAUCUUCCUUUUAAAUAGCUACUUAGUGUUAAAAUACAUACUGAGUUAAGACAAACAGUCUCUGGAGCAGGUGGCUGACCCCCAAUCUCUGUGACUGUCUUCUAGAUCAGUCUUGAGCUCUGAACUGGUCAAUUGACACUAUUGGGAGGGGAAGAAACCUAGGUUAAGCUUAUGGGAUAAUUUAGCUGGAAAUUACAGUGCUCUCCAGAGACACUUGCAUGGUAUGAAUUCUCAGACAGGAAGGUUUGAACCUCAGUCUUAUUCUUUCAGGAUGACAGCUGUAAUCACUUGGCAGUUAUAUAGGAAAGAGUGAUCCCCUUCACUGGCAUGUAGGAGAUCUGAAUAGUCUGUGUGUUUGUUGUGCUUUGGUUUCUUCCUGAGAACUUUUGUGUGUAGAAGUGGGUGAGAAUGUCAAUGAAUGGAAACUUUUCCAUUCAUGCUUAUAGUUAUUUUAGUUAAAAACUAACCUCUGAGUUGUCCAGGGCAGAAUAAUGCUGGUUUCUCUUUACUGUUUGAAUUUGGUUAUGCUCUAGAUGCUGAGUUGCUCAUUUCUGUCAGGACUGAAAUGUCUCUGGGCAUGUUCAAAGAUGCAACUCUAGACAACUUGGGAACUUUUCGGUUCAAACAAAGGAAGUGCCUUUGGCAAGGCAGUUGAGCAAGAGUUUCUCAAUAUCGCAAUUUUAAAGUUAGGUAGGUACUUACAUUUCAGUGAAAUCCUUUCCACUAUCCUCACUCUUAAUCUACCCUUUGCUGACUAGUUUAUUUUAACUGAGUAACUUCAUUGUUUUCACUGAACAUAGUAUUGUUCAGCAUUUCUUAGUCUAUACUUUGCGAGUUGGAAGUAUCUAAAUUACAACAGUACUUCUCAGACACUGAUAAGCAGUGUGGGAUAGGUAGAAUGGAGAGAUAAUUUCAGUUUUGUUGAGUGCUAGUCGUCUUCUUUGACAGUGAUAACAACUGUAAAAACUUUCUUGAAGUAAAAGUUUAGAAAUCUCAGAACAGUGUGUUGCAUUUAGCAAGAAGUGUAGGAGCCAUAACUUUUGAUUUUUUAAUACAGCAAAUCCAAUUGCAAUCCAACUGUAUUUAAUUCUUACAGGCAUGAAGUUGAUUGUGUGCCCAGUUGGUUAUUAGUAGUGAUCAUUCCCACAUGUUUCACUUCUCAGAAAGCCAUUGUUUUAAUUCUCAGAAUGUUUUAGUGGUAAAAAUGGGUAAAUGUGGUUUGUAUCUGGCAACUAGAUACCUUAAUGUGUUGAUAUUUUACCAUUUAUGAACUGUAGGACCCGAGACAGUAAAACUGAUGUGAGUCAACUUUUUUUUUAUUGCAUGCAAAAUGAGUGUGAGGAAUGAAGGUAGCUAGUGGUUCUAUGGCUAUAUUCAAAAAGUCUAGCACAAAGAAAACACCUUGCAAAUGAACUUGUAUUUUAAUCCAUUGCUGAGUAUAUAAGUUGGGGUUGCUGGGGUUGGUUUGUUUUGGGGUUGUUUUGUUUGGUUUUUUUGCUUCAGUUUUUACUAUCUAAAAUUUUUAGGCAGAGCUGUUAUUUCAUUUGCUAGAGAAAAUUAGCUCAGCUGCAGACCCUAUUACCAAUGUUAAAUUAGAACUUAGGAAGUAGAUCAGUUAUUACUAAGAGGUUGAUGUGCCUCACCUUUGGAUAUUGAUAUCUAACAACUUUUCUUGUAUUAUUUCAAAGCAAGACACAGAAAAAACCAGGUGACUUGUCUGGAGAAUAGUUUUCUGUCAGAGCACUUAUCCUGAAAUGUCCACAGUCUCCAUCUAUGUCUGUGCAGUUGUUUUGAGGAGUUUUACCUUCAAUAUCAACAGAAUAAAUUAUGCUUUAAUGAGGUAAGCAGUUAGCACUAGAAAUUGCUUACAGGAUGUGCUUUUUAAAAAGAAUAGUUUUGAACUUUAAUAUUUGUAGAGCUUGAUUGCAAUUACAGCUGAAUCCAGGUGGUUCCAUGCUUGUGGUUCUUCAAACUGGAUUUCCUCCAAUAUUUUUAUGACUGCUUUCCACUCGAGUUUUAAGACUUGUAAUACGAGUUUUAAUCCUGUAAUACAAGAAUAAAAGUCAACCCUGAGAAUUUCUAUACUUAUGAUACUCUUGUAAAGCUGGGAAUAAGGAACCUUGGUUGUUCCCUGGUUUAUCACUGCAGGAUAAGCAUCAUUUGUAGUUUUUCCAAAGUCAGUCUGAGAUGGUGUCUGAUGUCAGUAUCAAGUAUUUAUUACAGUGUUUCAGUGUCAGUAGGAGUGAAAAUACUGUGGUCAUUACAGUUUUACUUCUGUGUAUUUUCCCUUGAAGAGUUGUCCAAAUGAAUUUGUAAAAUCUUGUUGUAUUUUGUACAACUCUUAUAGGCUACCUGGUUCACUCUGAAAUCCUGUUAGAAGCCAAUUGUAUGUGUCAGAAUGGAUGAUAGGCAGUCUUUUGGUUGUUAGGUCGACAGCAGGCAUGGACAUGGACUUGGUUGAGAAACAUCUCAGGUAUUUAAGCUUUUCCACGUCAUUGUCUUUUUAAAUGAGUUUACUGCUGAUAACUGUCAGAGACACUCUUUAAUAGACAAGCUGGCUUGGUUUUCAUACAGCAAGGAAGGAAGGAAUACAACAAUAUAUUUUGUGGUAAAAAGCUUGCAUGGAGAAUUGCAAUAUCCUUAAGUUAUUUCUGGUUCCUACUUACCUCUGCUGCAAAACAUGGGUUUUGUCAGUCAGUGGUGUCUUUUCAGGGGGAAGAUUUGAAAAAAAUGUGAAAUGCUCGAAAAAGUAGCACGCUCAACCUCAAAAGUAAAUGCACUGCUGAAUAUUGGCUUCCUUAAAAGGUUGUAGGGGAGUUUUGUAUGUACAUAUCCUGAAACUAUGUUAGGAGUUCUAGCUGCUAAUCGUAGUUGUCCAAGAAUCUGCCUCAUUUCGUCCUGGUGCUAGAGAGUUGAAACCUGAAAGAUGUUCUGUGGAGCGUCAAAGAGCUUCCAAAUGUCCAUAGCUACUUUGAAGGAAGUAAUAGCUGCAUAAGAAACAACGGAUAAGAUUUUGAAGCCUAUUUGGCAAAACAGCAUGCACUGAUUAAGUAAAAAAGAUUUGUCAAAUUACAAAAUCCAGUGUGCUUAUUUCCACAUUCACAAUGUUCAUCCUUCGCUUGCUAGCUUUAUCUUCAAAUGUAAUCUUUUGGAGUUUGUCAGCUCUUAAAAUAAUUUUGUUACUACAGACCUUUUAUAGCUAUUUCAUGUAGGGAUUUAACUGAAACAAAAAAGCUAAUGCUUUCUGAAAACUUAUCUAAAGUACUUGGCUUCCUUGAUAGUAUUUACAUUCUUCAAGAAAAUCAGGUAUGAAAUGGUGUUCUCUUUCUGCUGACACCACUACAGCUGCUGUGAGAAUUAGGCAAAGAUCCAUUAUGCAGCAAAUGUAAAACUCAACCAUGAGUUUUGGGUUUGUGGUUUUUUUUAAUUGUUUAUCUCCUCAAGGGAGUAUCUAGUACUUGAUCAUUUUCAACAGAAUAUUGGUCCCUCUGAAGGAGUGCUGCUUCACCUAAGCUAAAAAUACUGACCAGUAUGAUGCCAGUGUUUUCUGUAAUUUUCAAUUAUGAGCUGAUGCAGAGGGGGAAAUUGCUGGGUGUGAAGCAUCAAAGGGAUUGCCUUUCAGUUUCACCAAGCACAUGCUCAUAUUUUGCACUUGUGUUCUCUGUGGAUGGAUAAAGAUUGAUGCUCUAAUAGUCUUCUAGUAAUGUAAUCAAACAACAUUUGCAGCGUUGUCUUAUGUGCAAGUGUUACAAAUUGUUGAGGUUUAUUUUCAUACAGCUGUUAAACCAGUGCUUCCAGCUCCAAGGAUCAACAAGACAUCUUUUUAAUCCUAUGUUAUUUGGACUGUUGGAAACGAAUUAAAAAACUCUCUGAAAGAAUUGGUUGGACUAAUUGUUAAAUGUCUAGUGUUGCAGCCAGAAGAUUUUGUGUAUUAGUCUCCUGCAUCUUAAGAUGGGAAUAGCACAUUGGGAGUAUUAUUUGAGUGAAUUAGCAGUGCUGUGUUUGGAGUGGAAAGGGUGAACAAUAGAAGUCAAUCCUUAGAUGCAGUUGUUCUUGCUAAGAUUUUGUGAGUAGCAUGCACGUUUUAACACACUGCUCGCUAUAAACAUGAGCAACCAGUUACUCUUCUUGCUAAAUUUACCUUUUCAAACAUAUUAGAACAUAUGUAGUGAAAGUACCUUAUAUAGAUAUGCGGUUAUACUUGAAUUGCUCCAGUGUUUCUGGUUAUUAGAAAGGUGAAUUUGACAAGUAUGGACAGGUUGAUGCUAAAUCAAGGGGAAAAAAAAAAAUCUCACCAAGGAUAAUUUAAAGACAAAACAGACUAGGAUUUUGCAUCAAGAAUGCUGACCAAACUGUAACCAGAUGAAUUCUUCAUUAAAUCACACAUACACCUCUGUGCUGUGCCUCUGGAUAUGAGAGUGUUCUUAAUUGCUGUCCUGGAAGCUUAUUGGUACGCUGUAUAUUCAGUAUUUAAAUGAAAUACAGCCAAGAGUUUGUAACAGCUUGAAAGAGAGAUCAUAACUGUGGUAUUUAUAUCCCUCAAUUGUUAAGUGUGCAAGAGAAAUUGGUUAGAAAGCAGUCCCCAGGGAAUGUCAAUGUCUUUUCCUGGAGCCUUUUUCCUAAGGCAUAUUUGAAGCCUAUCAAUAAUCCUGUUCUCUGCAUUUUAGUGAAGUGAUGGUGGCUUGGGUCAGCAGUAGAGUGUGUUAGUGUUCCUUCACUUCCCUCCACUGUCUUUAUCUUUCCAGUAUUACCACUGACAUCCUCUUUUUAUCCAAUUGUCAUCUUCCUUCUUGUUAUUAAGGGCCAGAUUCUCAAAGUAUUGAGUUUUCCAUUUCUUAUUAAAAUUCACAGGAACCAAGUUCUGAAACAAUAAUUUUAAAAGAUUUAAGCAUUUUGAAGAUUUCAGCCUAUGUGUUCAAAUUGUGUGUAUUCCUGAUUUAGUCCUGCAGAGGUAUUCAUGUAUGAUAACUAUUUAUUACCUUAAUGCUUGCUCUGUUCAAAAUCAGGUAUCUAGUCUUCAGUUAUGACAGAUGGCAUUAUUAAUUAGUAAUGAAUCUCUCCUUACUUAAAAACCCUGUAUGGAUUAUCGAUCAGGUCAUACUUCGAAGACCAAGAAAGGUCUUGAGAAGAAAGCUUUUUGAGAGAUUUUAAGUGGACUUCUUCAUCCCUUUUAUGUAGGGGAAGGUUGGUAUAUUAGGAGAAGAUAUGAAUUCAUGUGAAGAAGAGGAGCUUAGCUUUUAAAUGACAGAUGGCAAGAUUAUGAGUUACGAUAUUGAUGUCCUUGAAUGUGGGACUUGGAAUGAUUCAUUUUCAGAUAUUUAUUGAUUCUUGAGGAGCACAAAGUAUAGGAAUAUCAAGGUUUUUUUAUCUUGAUCUUGAAGGAAUGCCAGAUAGCAAGCAGAUGGGUUUCACUGGUGGUGAAAAGAGAAUUGAGUCCAAAUUAUUACUAUUUGAUCAAAUUGAUCAAAUUUAUUCCUACUUUUUCUCUGUGUAUGGAUGUGACUGAGAUCUGAUUACCUGUCUGCCAUUGAAAAGAUAAUCAGUUAGCAAAAAUUACUAGGUACUAAUAGGCAAUAUGUUUAGAACAUUUAUCUGUUGGUUCCCCAGACAAAUUUUAAUUUUUUUUUAAUAAAGGAAAAUAAAAGAAACCCUUUUGUUUGGAGAUUUGUUGGUGUUUUUUUCUCUUCUUCCCCCUGCAGGUGCCAUCAUACACAACAGCUCUGAU
This is a messenger RNA of Haliaeetus leucocephalus (bald eagle), 9601 nucleotides long. RefSeq names its product lines homolog (Drosophila) (gene LINS1). The transcript is spliced from 7 exons. NCBI's taxonomy places the organism in Eukaryota, Metazoa, Chordata, Aves, Accipitriformes, Accipitridae. The coding region runs from base 403 to 2706 and encodes 767 amino acids. The record is from RefSeq and is a predicted model, not a curated record.